UACAAAUGCUUGUUUUAAAUAAAGAUUUGAAUAAGAACGAAUAUCGUGACUCAAACAAGAUUCAAGUGAACAAGAAGGAUAAACAAAAAUGGUUCGGUUUAAAAACAGAUAUGUUACUGUGGAAAUUGCAUCUCCAGUAGUUCCCGAAAGUAAACCUUUAUCAAUUAAAUCAUCUGUGCUAAAUGAGACUAUUUUAAAUAAGAUAAACCAACUGCAUGGUGAUUUUGGCGUCGCUGCUGUAAGAUCUGGCUUCCUAACGAAAUACUGUAAUGAAAAUACCAGAAUUGCCAUAAUUCGAUGUCGACAUGGGCCUCAUCAGUUUGUUGUCAGUAGUAUACCAUUUAUAACUAGAAUAGGAAAGUUAGACGCAACUAUCAGGACUCUUCAUGUUGGAGCUACAUUGAAACAUAGUUUUAUUUUUAUUCAAAAACACCACAGGACAUUUUUAGAUUCUAUGUGGUCAAAUCUCAAGACUGACGAUGAAAGAAGUGCUCUUGAAGCAGCAGUGAUGGAAUUCACUAAGGCAGAUAUAUCCAUGAUAAAAGAUAACCUCAUGUGAUUUGCCAUAAUCUCUGGAAGAACUCAAUAAUUAGGUACCUGUUGACUGUCAUGUAAAUAAAUAACAUC
Molecule: messenger RNA, 627 nt
Organism: Colias croceus (clouded yellow)
Lineage: Eukaryota; Metazoa; Arthropoda; Insecta; Lepidoptera; Pieridae
Gene: Pop5
Product: ribonuclease P/MRP protein subunit POP5
Exons: 3
Coding region: 89-559 (156 amino acids)
Biological process (GO): tRNA 5'-leader removal
Cellular component (GO): ribonuclease P complex
Molecular function (GO): ribonuclease P RNA binding
Source: RefSeq, a predicted model, not a curated record